Sander lucioperca (pikeperch) is the source of this 9304-nucleotide messenger RNA. It is a transcript of the gene tln1, whose product is annotated as talin 1. The transcript has 58 exons. The record is from RefSeq and is a predicted model, not a curated record. Gene Ontology annotation, cellular component: plasma membrane; cytoskeleton; ruffle. Gene Ontology annotation, molecular function: structural constituent of cytoskeleton; actin filament binding; integrin binding. The coding region runs from base 281 to 7969 and encodes 2562 amino acids. NCBI's taxonomy places the organism in Eukaryota, Metazoa, Chordata, Actinopteri, Perciformes, Percidae. Gene Ontology annotation, biological process: platelet aggregation.
ACCAGCACUGCUGAGAGCGGAUAGGGAGGGGAACUAGAAGAAGAGAAGACGCUGUCUGGCUUUUCCCCUUGCUACAGAAAACUUGCCUUCUACCGGGAAUAAUCGAAAUACCUUUCACAAUUUUGGUUUUCAAAGUACGAGGCGGCGCCGGCGGGAGUGGAUUCACGCACUCAGCCAGAGAGAAAAACCCAAAGGCCAUCAUCUGACUGGGCAGGAGGGCUGUCACUCAAACACCGCUUUACAUCAGGUGUGAGUCGGGUGGAGGUGCAGAGCAGCAAUCAUGGUGGCCCUGUCACUAAAGAUCGGCGUGGGGAACGUGGUGAAGACCAUGCAGUUUGAGCCCUCCACCAUGGUGUAUGAUGCCGGCCGCAUCAUCAGGGAGAGAGUUCCUGAGGCACAGCUCGGACAGCCCAAUGACUAUGGGCUGUUUCUGUCUGAUGAAGACCCAAAGAAAGGCAUCUGGCUGGAGGCAGGAAAGGCCCUGGACUACUACAUGUUGAGGAAUGGGGACACUCUGGAGUACAAGAAGAAGCAGAGGCCUCUGAAGAUCCGCAUGCUGGACGGCACGGUGAAGACCGUCAUGGUGGACGACUCCAAGAUUGUCAGUGACAUGCUCAUGACCAUCUGCGCUAGAAUAGGCAUUACAAACUACGAUGAGUACUCGCUGGUGCGAGACAUCGGCGAAGAGAAGAAGGAGGAGACCACGGGCACGCUGAAAAGAGACAAGACUCUGCUGAGGGACGACAAGAAGAUGGAGAAGCUGAAGCAGAAGCUCCACACAGAUGACGAGUUGAACUGGUUGGACCAUGGCAGGACGUUGAGGGAACAGGGCGUGGAGGAGACAGAGAUGUUGCUGCUGAGGAGGAAGUUCUUCUACUCAGACCAGAAUGUGGACUCCAGAGACCCCGUCCAGCUCAACCUGCUCUACGUACAGGCCCGUGAUGACAUUCUGAAUGGAUCGCAUCCCGUCUCCUUUGAUAAGGCCUGCGAGUUUGCCGGCUAUCAGUGUCAGAUUCAAUUCGGCGACCACAACGAGUCCAAACACAAGCCUGGAUUCUUAGAUUUAAAGGAGUUCCUUCCCAAAGAGUACAUCAAGAACAAAGGAGAGAAAAGGAUCUUCCAGGCACACAAAAACUGUCAGAACAUGACGGAGAUCGAGGCCAAAGUCAGCUAUGUGAAGCUGGCGAGGUCUCUGAAAACCUACGGAGUGUCUUUCUUUCUGGUCAAGGAGAAAAUGAAGGGCAAGAACAAGCUGGUGCCCCGUCUGUUGGGUAUCACCAAGGAGUGUGUGAUGAGGGUGGACGAGAAGACCAAGGAGGUGAUCCAGGAGUGGAACCUGACCAACAUCAAACGCUGGGCCGCCUCGCCCAAGAGCUUCACCCUGGACUUUGGAGACUACCAGGAUGGGUACUACUCUGUGCAGACCACUGAGGGAGAACAGAUAGCUCAGCUUAUUGCCGGCUACAUCGACAUUAUCCUCAAAAAGAAAAAGAGCAAAGACCACUUUGGCAUGGAGGGAGAUGAAGAGUCAACCAUGCUGGAAGACUCUGUGUCACCCAAAAAGUCUACAGUGCUGCAGCAGCAGUUCAACAAGGUGGGCAAGGUGGAGACAGGCUCAGUGGCCCUGCCAGCCAUCAUGCGCUCGGGGGCUGGAGGUCCAGAGAGCUUCCAGAUGGGAUCCAUGCCUCAGGCCAAGCAGCACAUCACCAGUGGACAGAUGCACCGAGGACACAUGCCCCCACUGACUUCGGCACAGCAGGCCCUGACUGGAACCAUCAACUGCAGUAUGCAGGCGGUCCAGGCUGCCCAGGCCUCUCUGGAUGACUUGGAUGCCCUUCCCCCACUGGGGACCGACGCUGCAUCCCAAGCCUGGCGCAAGAACAAGAUGGAUGAGUCCAAACAUGAGAUCCAUUCCCAGGUGGAUGCCAUCACAGCAGGCACCGCCUCCAUGGUCAACCUCACUGCAGGUGACCCAGCAGAGACGGACUACACAGCGGUGGGCUGUGCUGUGACCACAAUCUCCUCCAACCUGACCGAAAUGUCAAAGGGUGUUAAACUCCUCGCCGCACUCAUGGAGGAUGAAGGCGCAAGCGGGCAGCAGCUGCUGGGUGCCGCCAAGAACCUGGCCACCGCCGUCUCUGACAUGCUGAAGACCGCCCAGCCUGCAAACACAGAGCCUCGUCAGGUCCUGCUGCAGGCUGCAGGAAAUGUUGGCCAGGCCAGCGGAGAGCUGCUCUCUCACAUAGGAGAGACGGACACUGAUCCACAGUUCCAGUUUCUAGGUCAAGGAUCUUUCAGGGGUGCCCGAUGGAGAGUCCCCUCUUAUUGUCAAAUGCCGGACAUGCUGAUGCAGCUGGCGAAGGCUGUGGCCAACGCCGCAGCGGCUUUGGUGCUCAAAGCCAAGAAUGUGGCCCAGAAGACAGAGGACUCAGCCCAGCAGAACCGAGUCAUCGCUGCAGCCACGCAGUGUGCUCUGUCUACAUCUCAGCUGGUGGCCUGCACCAGGGUGGUGGCUCCGACCAUCAGCUCCCCGGUGUGCCAGGAGCAGCUGAUCGAGGCGGGAAAGCUGGUCGCCAAAUCAGUGGAAGGCUGUGUGGAGGCGUCGCAGGGGGCCACCAAUGACGAGGGCCUCCUGAAGCAGGUGGGCGUGGCCGCCACCGGGGUCACCCACGCCCUCAACGAGCUGCUCCAGCACAUCAAACAGUACGCCAGUGGAGGCCAUCCCAUCGGACGCCACGGAGAAGCCACCGACCGGAUCCUGGACGUCACCGAGAACAUCUUCAGCUCCAUGGGAGACGCUGGUGAGAUGGUUCGACAGGCCCGCAUCCUCGCUCAGGCCACGUCUGAUCUGGUCAACGCCAUCAAGAUGGACGCCGAGGGCGAGUCGGACCUGGAGAACUCCCGCAAGCUGCUGUCGGCCGCCAAGCUGCUGGCUGAUGCCACCGCUAAGAUGGUGGAGGCCGCUAAGGGCGCAGCAGCAAACCCUGACAGUGAGGAGCAGCAGCAGAAGUUGCGAGAGGCUGCUGAAGGUCUCCGCAUGGCCACCAACGCCGCUGCCCAGAAUGCUAUCAAGAAACGGCUGGUCAACAAGCUGGAGAAUGCAGCCAAACAGGCCGCAGCCGCCGCCACUCAGACCAUCGCCGCUGCCCAGCACGCGGCCUCGUCCAGCAAGAACCAGGCGGCCCAGCAGCAGCUGGUCCAGAGCUGCAAGGUGGUGGCAGAGCAGAUCCCUCAGCUGGUUCAGGGAGUCCGAGGCAGCCAGUCCCAGCCUGACAGCCCCAGCGCUCAGCUGGCUCUCAUCAGCGCCAGCCAGAACUUCCUGCAGCCUGGUGCUAAGAUGGUAACAGCCUCCAAAGCCACCGUUCCCACCAUCGGGGACCAGGCCUCAGCUAUGCAGCUCAGCCAGUGUGCUAAGAACCUGGCCAGUGCCCUGGCUGAGCUCCGUGCCACCUCCCAGAAGGCUCAGGAAGCGUGUGGCCCGUUGGAGAUAGACAACGCUCUGUCAAUGGUGAGAGGUCUGGAGAAGGACAUCCAGGAAGCCAAGGCUUCAGCUGACGAGGGCAAACUCAAACCUCUGCCAGGAGAGACGCCUGAGAAAUGCUCCCAGGAUCUGGUGACCAGCACCAAGGCUGUGAGCUCGGCCAUCGCCCAGCUGCUGAGUGAGGCCACCCAGGGCAACGAGAACUACACAGGCAUGGCAGCCAGAGACGUGGCCCAGGCUUUAAAGUCCUUGGCCUCAGCGGCCAGAGGCGUGGCUGCCACCACAGGCGACCAAGCAGCGCGUAACGCAGUGCUCGACACUGCCGGUGACAUCAUGGAUAAGUCGGCCAACCUGAUCGAAGAGACCAAGAGGGCCAUCGCCAAGCCAGGAGAUGCAGAGAGUCAGCAGCGGCUGGCCCAGGUGGCUAAGGCCGUGUCUCAGGCCCUGAACAGAUGUGUGAACUGCCUUCCUGGCCAGAGGGAUGUGGACAACGCCAUCCGCACUGUGGGCGAAGCCAGCAAGACUCUCCUGGGUGAUUCUUUCCCGUCCAGUGGAAGGAGCUUCCAGGAGGUCCAGGCUCAGCUCAACGAGGUCGCGGCCGGUCUGAACCAGUCAGCCAACGAGGUGGUCCAGGCGUCCAGAGGGACUACCCAGGACCUGGCCCGGGCCACCAGCAAGUUUGGACAGGACUUCAGCAACUUCCUGGAUGCUGGCGUUGACAUGGCCGGAACAUCCCAGUCUAAAGAGGACCAGACGCAGGUGGUGUCCAACCUGAAGACCAUCUCCAUGUCCUCCAGCAAGCUGCUGCUGUCAGCCAAAGUCCUGUCCACUGACCCCAGCUCGCCCAACCUCAAGAACCAGCUAGCAGCCGCCGCUCGGGCAGUGACAGACAGCAUCAACCAGCUGAUCACCAUGUGCACUCGGCAGGCGCCCGGUCAGAAGGAGUGUGACAACGCUCUCAGAGAGCUGGAGUCGGUGAGGGGGAUGCUGGACAACCCGACAGAAGCCAUCAACGACCUGUCGUACUUUGACUGCAUCGACAGUGUCAUGGAGAACUCUAAGGUCCUCGGUGAGUCCAUGGCCGGCAUUUCCCACCAUGCCAAGAACUCCAACCUGCCAGAGUUUGGGGAUUCAGUCAGUGGUGGCUCCAAAGCUCUGUGUGGUCUGACUGAAGCAGCUGUACAGGCUGCCUAUCUGGUGGGAGUAUCAGACCCCAACAGUUCAGCAGGUCAGAAGGGCCUGGUGGACCCUGCUCAGUUUGCCCGGGCUAAUCAGUCCAUCCAGAUGGCCUGCCAGAACCUGGUGGACCCAGCCUGCACCCAGUCUCAGGUGCUCUCUGCAGCCACCAUCGUGGCCAAACACACCUCGGCACUGUGUAACGCCUGCCGCCUGGCCUCCUCCAAAACUGCCAAUCCGGUUGCCAAGAGGCAGUUUGUCCAGUCAGCCAAAGAGGUGGCCAACACCACUGCCAAUCUGGUCAAGUCCAUAAAGGCUUUGGAUGGAGCCUUUAACCAUGAGAACAGAGAGAAGUGUAAGGCAGCCACUGUUCCUCUGAUAGAAGCUGUGGACAACCUAACUGCCUUCGCCUCCAACCCAGAGUUCGCCAGCAUUCCUGCUCAGAUCAGCCCCGAGGGCCAUGCAGCCAUGGAGCCCAUCGUGGCGGCAGCGAAGGCGAUGCUGGAGAGCUCGACCGGCCUGAUCCAGACUGCCCGCUCCCUGGCUGUCAACCCCAAAGACCCCCCCAAGUGGUCAGUGCUGGCUGGCCACUCCAGGACCGUGUCUGACUCCAUCAAGAAACUCAUCACCAACAUGAGAGAAAAGGCUCCCGGCCAGAGAGAAUGUGAUGAUGCUAUUGAGGUGCUGAACGGCUGCAUCCGCGAGGUGGACCAGGCCUCUCUGGCUGCCAUCAGCCAGCAUCUAACACCCCGAGAGGACAUCUCCAUGGAGAAUCUCCAUGAGCAGAUGGCUGCCUCCGUCCAUGAGAUCAGUAACUUGAUUGACCCUGUCGCUGUGGCUGCUCGCUCUGAGGCCUCCCAGCUGGGACACAAGGUAUCUCAGAUGGCCAGCUACUUUGAGCCCCUGAUCAUGGCAGCCAUUGGCACGGCGUCGAAGAUCGUCAGCAGCCAACAGCAGAUGGCCGUCUUAGACCAGACCAAAACCCUGACCGAGUCCGCCCUACAGAUGCUCUACACUGCCAAGGAGGCUGGAGGAAACCCCAAGGCAGCACACAUGCAGGAGGCCCUGGAGGAGUCUGUGCAGAUGAUGAAAGAAGCAGUGGAUGACCUGGGCGCCACUCUGGCUGAGGCGGCCAGUGCAGCGGGGGCUGUGGGUGGCAUGGUGCACUCCAUCAACGACGCCAUCAACAAAAUGGAAGACUCGCCUGCUCUCGAAGCUGAAGGCACCUUCGUGGACUACCAGACUACCAUGGUUAAGACGGCCAAGGCCAUAGCUGUCACUGUGCAGGAGAUGGUGACCAAGUCCAACACAAACCCUGAUGACCUCGGAGGAUUGGCCAACCAGCUUACCAAUGAGUUUGGAAAUCUUGCAAACGAGGCCAAAUAUGCUGCCGUGACUGCAGAGAAUGAUGAGAUUGGUACUCACAUUAAGAAGCAGGUGGGCGAGCUGGGCUUCAGCUGCACCGGCCUGGUGACCAAAGCUGGGGCCCUGCAGUGCAGCCCCAACGACUCCUUCACCAAGAAAGAGCUGAUCGAAAGCGCCCGCAAAGUCUCCGAGAAGGUCUCCCAUGUGUUGGCGUCCCUCCAGGCAGGUAACCGUGGCACCCAGGCCUGCAUCACCGCCGCCAGCGCUGUGUCUGGAAUCAUCGCAGACCUCGACACCACCAUCAUGUUUGCCACUGCCGGUACUCUGAACAGAGAGAACGCAGAGACCUUCGCUGACCACAGAGAAUACAUCCUGAAGACAGCCAAGGCUCUGGUGGAGGACACCAAGCUGCUGGUGUCCGGCGCCGGAGCCAGUCAGGAGAAACUGGCCCAGGCCGCCCAGUCCUCGGUGGCCACUAUCACCAAACUGGCCGAUGUGGUCAAACUGGGAGCCGCCAGCCUGGGAGCCGAAGACCCCGAGACCCAGGUGGUCCUGAUCAAUGCGGUGAAAGAUGUGGCCAAAGCUCUGGGCAACCUCAUCAGCGCCACCAAAGCAGCCGCAGGCAAACCUCAUGACGACCCCAGCAUGCUGCAGCUAAAGAGCUCCGCUAAGGUGAUGGUGACCAAUGUGACAUCGCUCCUGAAGACGGUGAAGGCAGUGGAGGACGAAGCCACAAAGGGGACCAGAGCUUUGGAGUCCACAAUUGAACACAUCAAGCAGGAGCUGGCUGUGUUCAGCAGUUCUGACCCCCCACCAAAGACGACCACGCCGGAGGAGUUCAUUCGCACGACUAAAGGCAUCACCAUGGCAACCGCAAAGGCGGUGGCUGCUGGGAAUUCUUGUCGUCAGGAGGACGUCAUUGCCACUGCCAACCUCAGCAGAAGAGCCAUCGCUGACAUGCUGCACUCCUGCAAGCAAGCUGCCUACCACCCAGAGGUCAGCAUGGAGGUCCAGAUGAGAGCGCUGCGCUAUGGCAAGGAGUGUGCUUCCGGAUAUCUGGGACUGCUGGAGCAUGUGCUGGUGAUCAUCCAGAAGCCCUCUCAUGACCUGAAGCAACAGUUGGCCAGCUACUCCAAGCGGGUGGCAGGCUCUGUCACUGAGCUCAUCCAGGCCGCUGAGGCCAUGAAAGGAACAGAGUGGGUGGACCCAGAGGAUCCCACCGUCAUCGCAGAGAACGAGCUGCUAGGAGCGGCGGCAGCUAUUGAAGCAGCUGCCAAGAAACUGGAGCAGCUGAGGCCCAGGACCAAACCCAAGGAGGCCGAUGAGAGCUUGAACUUUGAGGAGCAGAUUCUGGAGGCAGCCAAGUCCAUCGCAGCAGCCACCAGUGCUCUGGUCAAAGCUGCCUCAGCCGCCCAGAGGGAGCUGGUGGCUCAGGGGAAGGUGGGAGCGAUCCAAGCCAAUGCGGUGGAUGAUGGACAGUGGUCUCAGGGGCUGAUUUCAGCUGCGCGAAUGGUUGCGGCAGCGACCAACAACCUGUGCGAGGCAGCCAACUCUGCGGUGCAGGGCCACGCCAGCGAGGAGAAGCUGAUCUCGUCAGCCAAGCAGGUGGCAGCUUCCACCGCUCAGCUGCUGGUGGCCUGCAAGGUCAAGGCUGACCAGGACUCCCAGACCAUGAAGAGGCUCCAGGCUGCUGGAAAUGCGGUGAAGAGAGCCUCUGAUAACCUGGUGAAAGCAGCACAGAAAGCGGCGUUUGAUGCCCAGGAUGACCAGGCUGUGGUGGUCAAGAGUAAGAUGGUGGGAGGGAUCGCUCAGAUCAUCGCUGCUCAGGAGGAGAUGCUGCGGAAAGAAAGGGAGCUGGACGAGGCCAGGAAGAGGCUGGCCAUGAUCCGACAGCAGCAGUACAAGUUCCUGCCCUCAGAGCUGCGGGAGGACGGCCAGGAACAGUGAGAGUGUGUGUGUGUCUGCGUGAACCACACACACACACACACACACAUCGGUAAUGCAACAGUGAUCCGUGGAAUGCUCAGGACCUUCCCCCAGCUCCAUGUAGGGAGAGGAGGCUUCAUGCUUCAGCAGAAACGUAACAUUAGGCAGAUUGACUCCCAAUUCCACAGUGAUGCAUCAGGAGGGCUAUUAUCAAUCUGUUUCUGUAUUUAAUUUCCAAAGUCAAAAAUGUAAUGACGCCAAUGAUUAUGAAUUUUGAUAAUACAGAAAUAUAUAUAUAUGUAUACCUUAAGUCCUUAUUAAGGUAUCUGUGCUUUUGAUUAUAUGCGGUCCUAUACUUUUCAAUAUAUGCUUCUCUUUCUUCGUCCUUUUUACCUGGACUGCAUGUCUUUGUUGUGUACAUGCUGCGUGGCUUCGUAAAAUAACAAAAUCCUGCCAUUAAGUUCUGCUACGAUUUAGGCUUCUGUGCACAUGGUGCAUAAUCUAUGCAACUUUUCUAUGCAGAUGUUUUGUGUGUGUGUGUGAACCCGUUUAGAGGCAAAGAGACACGACGUGUGAGUGAAGCAGAGGUCUGACGGAUCAUAUCUAGUAUGUGACAUGUCUUACUGUUUAAAUCUGAAAUAUGGACAAUGAAAUCAAAAAGUUUUAAAGUUUAGAUUUGGAAAAAUUAACUUUGCGAUGGAACAAAUCAGAGUGGGGGGGGAACAUUAUUUUUCUAAAGAUUGAGCUAUGAAAUGUAUUAAAUACGUUUUUUUGUGUGUUUAAAGACUAUGAAGCCAUAUAUUUAACUUCAAGACGUUUGACAUCAUAUUGACUGUAUGUGGGUGCUCAGUGUUUAGGAACAUGUUAUCUGUGCCAAUAUUAGGGCCUGACGCAGUGCUUUAUACUUUCUGGACAAUUGCUGUCACAGUACAAAGCCACGAUGCUAGUCUAAGGGGAUCAUACUACUUUCUGUCAGAUGUUACAUACAUAAAGUUCUGUGUUUUUAUCUCUACCGAGGGCCCGAGGUAAGCUCACUCUUUGAUCCCAGUGUAUCAGUUAUCAGUGCCUUCAUAGAACUUUGUAAAAGUUAUAAACUGAUACCAACCAUGUCCCCUCUAGAUGCACUUCAUUCAUAACGCUUUACAAUAAUUUAUCAGAAGAUUAUUUAAAUCCACCCCUAGUGUCUUUAUUUCCAUGGCACAGCUAAAGCAGCAUAAUCAAAAAAAUGACUGUAAUCCUACAAAGCUUUUUUUUUUUUUCCUCUUUGGCUCACAUUUUGACUUAACUUACAGCAGCAGCAGCUGAUGGCCACUGUAACAGAGAUUUAUAUUCAAUAAAGCCAGUUUUCAAGUGAAA